Molecule: messenger RNA, 933 nt
Organism: Trichomonas vaginalis G3
Lineage: Eukaryota; Parabasalia; Trichomonadida; Trichomonadidae
Product: ribonuclease inhibitor domain-containing protein
Exons: 1
Coding region: 1-933 (310 amino acids)
Source: RefSeq, a predicted model, not a curated record
AUGAAUUGGACUGAGAUCAAUAAAACAGUUGUUUUCUUUGAACCCCCGUCAGUUUUACCUCAACAAUCUUUCCAUAAAACAGAUUGUGUUCAUUUCAAAGUUUUUGGGGAUGUUACAGAAAUUUCUGAUGAGUGCUUUUAUCAAUAUAAAUGCCUUGAGACCCUUGAAUUACCAGAUUCCAUCCUGAAGAUUGGAAAUUCAAUUAUUGCCGAAACAAAGAUUAAAACAAUUCAUAUCCCAUUAAACUGCAAAGACUUACAUGGCUUUGGUUCAUUUGAUUGGACAUAUUCCCUUGAAGAAUUUACAAUUAGCCCUGAAUCGCGAUAUUUUAGCGUAUUUGAUGGAGUAUUAUAUAACAAAUUAAUGACAAAGUUGAUUUGUUAUCCUAGUGCUCGUAAAGCUCAUAUUUAUACAGUUCCAUAUGGUGUUAAAACAUUUAUGGCUUCUUCAACUAAUUGCAUCUCGUUUUUAAAGCAGAUGAUAAUUCCUCAGACCACAUCUGAUGUAUUUCAUCUUCUUUAUAAUUGUACAGUCCCUGAUAUUAAAGUAAUUAUUUAUAGAUUUCCUGGAGCCAGUGCAAGUGAUCUUAUUAUAGGAAAUUUCUCGUUCAAUAGUAUGAGUAAUUAUGGGAGAGAUAAUCUUACCUUCAUAACAUCUGAAUAUUAUUCAGAGUAUUACGAAAUCAAUUCUAGUGUUCGAUUGUUCGGAUUAAAUGGAAAGAAGAACAUUCGCUACACAGACACAUUCUUCUCUCUUCUCACUACCAUCAAAACAGUUGAUGUUUCUCCUAGUUUUGUUUCGGUUUUGACGACAGGAUUCUCAAACUCUCCAAAUGCUGUUAUCAACAUUGAGAGAUUGAGUUCAUUACGUGCAAAUAAUUGUUUUCGAUCCUCUUUCGUAUCAUUAUUAGUUUUCAUCAGUUUAAUAAAGUAA